This is a messenger RNA of Oldenlandia corymbosa var. corymbosa, 1020 nucleotides long. NCBI's taxonomy places the organism in Eukaryota, Viridiplantae, Streptophyta, Magnoliopsida, Gentianales, Rubiaceae. The record is from the annotation of a GenBank genome assembly.
AUCCAUUCUUCUUUCAUCUCUCUCUCUCUAUAUAUAAUGCCACCAUUCAAUUAAGUAGUGGCCUUCCUUUAUUGUAACUUGGCUUAUCUAUCUAUCUAUCUAGGCCUCUAGUAACCUAACUCUAUACAUUUCUUCCACCUAUUUUGGCUAUUUCCCCUUCCUAGCUACAAAUUAAAUGGAGGAAUCCAUGACUAACUCAAUGAAUGACAAUACUAAAGCUGAUGACCUUCUUCUCCUUUCUUCUUCCCCUAAUGAACAAACAAUUCUUGAUUCUCCAGAAGAGAGCAGUUGGACUUUCUACAUGCAGGACUUCCUAAACGACCAUCAAAAUCAAGAUCACGACGAUGAUGAUAAGCGAGAAGAAAGUACUACUCAUCACCAUCAUCAUUAUCCUCAUCAUGACCAUGAUGUUUCUGAUGCAUUUUCAUCAUCAGGUAAAAUGGCUUGUUGUGACAUAUUGAUGAAUACUACGAGUUCUAGGCCAGCAUUAAAGUUUAUAACUUCGAUCGCAAGUAACACCAAGCAGUUCAGUCCAAAGAAAAGAAAACCUCAUUUUGGAGCUUCCUCCUCAGUUAAUGAUCUUGAGUUGGAAGAUACUGCCAGUUCUCCUGCCAAUAGCCCCAAGGUAUCCUAUCUUAAUGAGCUCUAUUUCAGUCCAGAUGAGAAGAACAAAAUAAAGGCUCUGGAGGAGGGGAAUAACAUUAUUGGAAGAAAUGAUACCAGUGAAGGAAUGAGACUUCAAGAUGAAGAUCAAAUUAACAAUAAUAAUGAAUCCGACUUGAAGAAAAAGGGGUUAUGCUUAGUUCCUGUAUCCAUGUUAAGGAACUACUUUGUUUAAAGUUUAAUUGGCCAUCAAUCACGUCCAUGUCUUUCUCUUUCCCCCCACUUCCCUAAUUACUUAUGUACAUGGUUAAAUGUUCUUGAAGAAGGAAAAUGAUAUUAAUUUGCUGACUUUUUUCCUCUUUCAAAAACUUUAUAACUCUCUCUAUCCAUAUUAAUUGUUCCAAUUUUAUAAUACUG